Messenger RNA from Vicia faba (fava bean), 2013 nucleotides. Lineage: Eukaryota; Viridiplantae; Streptophyta; Magnoliopsida; Fabales; Fabaceae. The record is from the annotation of a GenBank genome assembly.
AUGGGGAAUCGUAAGAAAAAAACGAACCUGAAGUCAAAGACAAAGGAUCAAAAGAGUUUCCGAGAAUCAUUCAUGAAACAGUUUCAAAAACAUCUCACCAAGUUGUUGGUGUUUGUAACACUGUUAGGUCUAUUUGUUUCAUCUUUUUAUUUCGAUUCUUUUGAGAAGGAAAAACAGGUUAGUUUUCAGGAGUUCAGGAACGAGCUUUUGAAACCUAGGUUAGUUGACCAUAUUGUUGUCUCCAGCAAAGGUUUCGCUGAAAUUUAUGCUAGGAAGUUUUAUCCUAAUCAAACUGAGGUUGAUGUACACCUAGGGAAGAGAUCUGGUGGCAAAUAUGUUGGUUUUUUCUAUAUUGCCAGUGUUCACUCUUUUGAGAAGAAAUUAGAGAGAGCUCAGAAAGAACUAGGCAUUGACCCUGAUGAUUUUGUUCCUGUUAUUUAUUCUUCCGGUAUUUUUUUGUUCUCCGAGUUUAUAGGUGUAGUUUCAGGUAUAAUGCCUUUGGUAUUUCUCGUUUAUAUGAGUGGAAUAUAUAAGAUGUUUGCACCACAAUUUGUCAAAGUAGACAAAAAUGCCAAAAACAAGGUCUAUUUUAAAGAUGUUGCUGGAUGUGAUGAGGCGAAGCAAGAAAUUAUGGAUUUUGUUCACUUUCUCAAGAAUCCUAAGAAAUAUCAAGAGCUUGGUGCCAAAAUUCCGAAAGGGGCUCUUCUGGUGGGUCCUCCGGGUACAGGGAAAACCCUUUUAGCUAAAGCAACUGCCGGGGAGUCUGGUGUGACGUUUCUUUCCAUAACUGGUUCUGAAUUCAUGCAAUUGUUUGUUGGUGUUGGAGUAUCUAGGGUAAAAAGUUUGUUUAGGGAAGCAAGGAAGUAUGCUCCUAGUAUAAUAUUUAUUGAUGAGAUUGAUGCAAUUGGUCGGUCUAGGGCCGGCGAAGGUCAAUCGGGUUCCCGUGCAAAUGAUGAGCGUGAAAAUACUUUAAAUCAAUUGUUGGUGGAGAUGGAUGGUUUUGGGACCACUGCUGGAGUUAUUGUGCUGGCAGGUACAAAUAGACCUCAAGUAUUAGACAAAGCGUUGCUUAGGCCCGGGCGUUUUGAUCGCACAAUAACAGUCGAUAAACCCGACGUCAACGGCCGUGACCAGAUAUUUCAGAUUUACUUGGAAAGGAUCAAACUUGACCACAAGCCUUUAUAUUAUUCGCAAAGGCUUGCAUCCCUUACUCCAGGAUUUGUUGGAGCAGACAUUGCGAGUGUUUGCAAUGAAGCUGCUCUGAUUGCUGCAAGGACCGAAGAAGCACAUGUCACCAUGAAUCAUUUCGAGGAAGCUAUUGAUAGGAUUAUUGGUGGCUUGGAGAAGAAAAACAAAGUAAUAAGUAAGCUGCAAAGGCGUACCGUUGCUUACCAUGAAGCAGGUCAUGCUGUUGCAGGUUGGUUCUUGGAACACACUGAGCCAUUGUUGAAAGUAACUAUUAUUCCUCGCGGAGCAGCAGCUCUUGGGUUUGCCCAGUAUGUUCCUAAUGAGGACGUUCUCAUGACAAAGGAGCAGCUUUAUGAUAGGACUUGUAUGACCCUUGGUGGCCGGGCUGCUGAAAAGAUUCUUAUUGGGACAAUCUCUACAGGAGCACAAGAUGACUUGGAGAAAGUCACCAAGAUGACAUAUGCUCAAGUAGCCGUCUAUGGUUUCAGCAAAAAAGUUGGCCUCCUAUCUUUCCCUCAGAAAGAGGACUCAUAUGAGAUGUCUAAACCAUACAGCAGCAAAACUGGUGCAAUCAUUGAUUCUGAAGUGCGCGAAUGGGUGGACAAGGCAUAUGAGCGUACGAUAAAACUUAUUACAGAACACAGAGAGAAAGUGGCUGAAAUAGCCGAGUUGCUGCUCGAAAAAGAAGUACUUCACCGAGAUGACUUACUUCAAGUCUUGGGUGAGCGACCCUUCAAGAGUGCUGAGAUAGCUAAUUAUGAUAGAUUUAAGCUAGGAUUUCACAAUGAAGAGAAGGUUGCAGAAACCACCGUCGAUAGAGCCUGA